This is a messenger RNA of Daucus carota subsp. sativus, 2498 nucleotides long. Its product is annotated as dnaJ protein ERDJ2A. Lineage: Eukaryota; Viridiplantae; Streptophyta; Magnoliopsida; Apiales; Apiaceae. The record is from RefSeq and is a predicted model, not a curated record. Gene Ontology annotation, biological process: post-translational protein targeting to endoplasmic reticulum membrane; SRP-dependent cotranslational protein targeting to membrane. The transcript is spliced from 11 exons. The coding region runs from base 181 to 2229 and encodes 682 amino acids. Gene Ontology annotation, cellular component: Sec62/Sec63 complex. Gene Ontology annotation, molecular function: transmembrane protein transporter activity; RNA binding.
AUUGCAGUGACAAUUACGUUACACCUCCGGAUCUGGGCUCAGCCUCCUCCUGCAGUCCUACCCUCAGUAUAUACCAGUAUAUACAUACAGCUUCCAAACCUAUACACACACAUCUAUAAAACCCCUCUUCUCUCUUCAGGUACUGUAAGCAUUACACAUUGACAGAGACAACAUAAUCUCAUGGCCACCUCAGAUGAAAAUAGUGGAUUGUUUCCGAUUUUCAUUUUGACAAUGCUGGCGAUUCCUUUAGUGCCAUAUACAAUACUAAAAUUAUGCCGUGCUGCCUCAAAAAAAGCCAAGCCUAUCCAUUGUGAGUGUUCAGUUUGCUCUCGGUCUGGAAAGUACCGUAGAUCAAUAUUUAAACGGAUAUCAAACUUCUCAACAUGCAGUAACAUGACACUAGUGCUGCUCUGGGUCGUCAUGGGUGUCCUUGUUUAUUACAUAAAAAAUAUGAGUCGCGAGAUUCAAGUAUUCGAGCCAUUUAGUAUACUUGGGCUAGAACCCGGAGCUUCAGAAUCUGAAAUAAGGAAGGCCUAUAGGAAGCUUUCUAUACUAUAUCAUCCUGAUAAAAAUCCAGAUCCAGAUGCAAACAAGUAUUUCGUGGAGUCCAUCUCAAAGGCUUAUCAAGCGUUGACAGAUCCAAUUUCGCGUGAGAAUUUUGAAAAAUAUGGUCAUCCUGAUGGUAGACAGGGGUUCCAAAUGGGAAUAGCUUUGCCUCAGUUCCUGCUUAAUAUUGAUGGUGCAUCCGGCGGGAUACUGUUGCUUUGGAUUGUAGGAGUCUGUAUUCUUUUGCCCUUGGUUGUAGCUGUUGUAUAUCUGUCAAGGUCAUCUAAAUAUACCGGAAAUUAUGUCAUGCACCAGACACUGUCAGCUUAUUAUUACUUCAUGAAGCCUUCCUUGGCCCCAAGCAAAGUCAUGGAUGUGUUUAUUAAGGCUGCUGAAUACAUGGAGAUUCCAGUUCGUAGGUCUGAUGCUGAACCUCUUCAGAAGCUUUUUGUGGUGGUUCGAAGUGAGUUGAAUUUGGACCUUAAGAACAUCAAGCAAGAGCAGGCAAAGUUUUGGAAGCAGCAUCCGGCCCUUGUCAAGACAGAGCUAUUGGUUCAAGCCCAUUUACUUCGUGAUACAGCAGCUUUGUCACCAGAAUUGCAGCGUGACUUUAAGCGUGUGUUGGAGCUUGCACCUCGCCUUCUUGAAGAGUUGAUGAAAAUGGCUAUUAUACCACGCACUGCGCAGGGUCAUGGUUGGCUAAGGCCUGCAGUUGGGGUCGUAGAACUUUCUCAAUGCGUUAUUCAGGCUGUUCCUCUUAGCGCAAAGAAAGGUGGUGGAGGUUCUCCCGAGGGCAGUGCACCUUUUUUGCAGCUACCGCAUUUUAGUGAAGCUGUCAUAAAGAAGAUAGCACGCAAGAAAGUGCGGUCAUUUCAGGAUCUACGAGAUAUGACCCUUCAGGACCGUGAUGACCUGCUUUCUCAAGUUGCUGGUUUCACUGCUGCUCAUGUUCAAGAUGUCGAAAGAGUAUUGGAGAUGAUGCCUUCCAUAACGGUCGAUGUUACUUGUGAGACUGAAGGUGAAGAGGGAAUACAGGAGGGUGACGUUGUUACAGUUCAGGCUUGGGUCACGGUCAAACGUGGUAAUGGUUUGAUCGGUGCCCUCCCCCAUGCCCCAUACUAUCCCUUUCACAAAGAAGAAAAUUAUUGGUUUCUGCUAGCAGAUCCCAAUUCAAACAAUGUAUGGUUUUCCCAAAAGGUCAUAUUCAUGGAUGAAGCAACAGCUAUAACUGCCGCUUCGAAAGCAAUUGAGGAGACAAUGGAAGGUUCAGGGGCCAGUCCCAAGGAAACUAGCAAAGCUACUAAAGAAGCAAUUGAGAAAGUAAAGACCGGCUCACGACUAGUGAUCGGCAAAUUCCAAGCACCAGCGGAAGGAAAUUAUAAUCUGACUUCUUAUCUACUUUGUGACUCAUGGAUCGGCUGUGACAACAGGACGAGCGUGAAAGUUAAAAUCUUAAAACGAACUCGAGCUGGUACUCGCGGAGCUCACAUCACAGAGGAAGGACCCAUUACAGAAGAUGGAGCUGAAGAAGAGGAGGAGAAUGACGAGGAAGAAUAUGACGAGGAUUAUGAGAGUGAGUAUAGUGAAGAUGAAGAAGACGCAAGGGAAACAAAUACUAAGGCUGCCGCAAAUGGAAAUGGCAGGCAGUCGAGUUCAGAAAGUUCAGAAUCAGAAGAAGAUUAAGAUAUUCAAGUUCACAGGUGACUGGGAAAAAAAAGAGAGGCUAUUUAAGUUGUAGGUUUUAAUCCCAAAGGUUCAUUGAGAGCAUUUCUCUUUCAAUCUGUUACACCAGCUAUACCUCUAUACUGAUUGCUCAUGUACACACCCAGCUAUACCUUUAUGCGGAUUUUGUAAACUAGAAUAUCAUACCAAAACAAAAAUUUUAAAACUUAAUGUUGGACCCAAAUCUUCCAAACGCUUUCAGUCAGAUUGCCAUAAAUUUAUGUUGCUCC